Messenger RNA from Plasmodium fragile, 1899 nucleotides. Its product is annotated as bifunctional dihydrofolate reductase-thymidylate synthase. The record is from RefSeq and is a predicted model, not a curated record. Lineage: Eukaryota; Apicomplexa; Aconoidasida; Haemosporida; Plasmodiidae. The transcript has a single exon. Gene Ontology annotation, biological process: one-carbon metabolic process; tetrahydrofolate biosynthetic process; dTMP biosynthetic process. Gene Ontology annotation, molecular function: dihydrofolate reductase activity; thymidylate synthase activity. Gene Ontology annotation, cellular component: cytosol; mitochondrion. The coding region runs from base 1 to 1899 and encodes 632 amino acids.
AUGGAGGACCUUUCAGAAGUAUUCGACAUUUACGCCAUUUGCGCCUGCUGCAAGGUCGCCCCCGCCAGUGAAGGAAUAAAAAAUGAACCGUUCAGCCCGAGGACCUUUAGGGGUCUAGGGAAUAAUGGGACUCUCCCAUGGAAAUGCAACUCUGUGGAUAUGAAGUACUUCAGCUCGGUGACUACCUAUGUGGAUGAAUCAAAGUACGAGAAGUUGAAGUGGAAGAGGGAGAAGUACUUGCAAAAGGAAGCCUCAGGGGGGAGUGGAGGCAUGCACAGCGGUGAUAAGACUAACUGUAGUGGGGACACUGAAGGGAUGGAGGACAAAAGUACCAAGCUGCAAAACGUUGUGGUCAUGGGGAGAAGCAGCUGGGAGAGCAUCCCCCAACAGUACAAGCCACUCCCAAACAGAAUCAACGUCAUCCUCUCCAAGACGCUAACAAGUGAAAACGUGAAGGAAAAGGUUUUUAUAAUUCAUAGCAUAGAUGACCUACUGUUGCUUUUAAAAAAACUCAAGUAUUACAAAUGCUUCAUUAUUGGAGGAGCUCAAGUUUAUAAGGAAUGUUUAAACAGGAACUUAAUUAAGCAGAUUUACUUCACGAGGAUCAACAAGGCUUACCAGUGUGACGUUAUGUUCCCUGAGAUUGACGAAAGCCAGUUUCGAGUGACGUCCGUCAGCGAUGUGUACAACAGCAAGGGGGUCACUUUAGACUUUGUGAUUUACAGCAAGGUGUGUGGAGGGGAAGUCGACGGGGGAGAAUCCAAUGGAAGCACCGUGGACAGCGGUUCUGAAAACUGCGACAACGUGAAUUGUGGCGCGCCGAAUUGUAGCGGCUCUGGUUGUAUCUCCCCCAAUGGGACAACCAUGCGCCAAGAAGAAUGGGUAGGAAAGGGCUCCUCAAUGUGCCAAUGGCAGAAGAACAAGGCCAGCGUAGAGGAAGACGAUCUUGUGUACUUUAGCUUUAACAACAAAGUGGGAGAGAAAAACCCAGAACACCUGCACGAUUUUAAAAUUUACAAUAGCCUCAAGAUUAAGCAGCACCCAGAGUACCAAUACCUCAGCAUCAUAUACGACAUCAUCAUGAAUGGAAACAAACAAGGAGAUAGAACAGGUGUGGGAGUCAUGAGUAAAUUUGGGUACAUGAUGAAAUUUAAUUUAAAUCAGUAUUUCCCCCUAUUAACAACCAAGAAAUUAUUUUUGAGGGGAAUUAUUGAAGAAUUGCUUUGGUUCAUUCGAGGAGAAACAAACGGAAACACCUUGUUAAACAAAAACGUAAGGAUAUGGGAAGCAAAUGGAACGAGGGAGUUCCUUGACAACAGGAAAUUAUUUCAUAGAGAAGUGAAUGACUUGGGACCCAUUUAUGGUUUCCAGUGGAGACACUUUGGUGCUGAAUACACAAACAUGCAUGACAACUACGAGGAUAAAGGUGUAGACCAAUUAAAAAAUGUUAUUAAUUUAAUAAAAAAUGAACCAACAAGUAGGAGAAUUAUCUUGUGUGCAUGGAAUGUAAAGGAUUUGGAUCAAAUGGCUUUACCUCCUUGUCACAUCUUAUGUCAAUUUUACGUGUUUGAUGGGAAACUGUCAUGCAUUAUGUAUCAGAGAUCUUGUGAUUUGGGUCUUGGGGUCCCUUUCAACAUCGCUUCCUAUUCCAUAUUCACACACAUGAUUGCACAGGUGUGCAAUUUGCAGCCUGCACAGUUCAUACAUAUUUUGGGCAAUGCGCACGUCUACAACAAUCACAUAGACAGCUUAAAAGUGCAGCUUAACAGGAUCCCCUACCCGUUCCCAACGCUUAAACUAAACACAGAUGUGAAGAACAUUGAGGAUUUUACCAUUUCCGAUUUUACAAUAGAGAAUUAUGUGCAUCACGAUAAAAUCGCUAUGGAGAUGGCCGCCUAG